This is a messenger RNA of Miscanthus lutarioriparius, 459 nucleotides long. The record is from the annotation of a GenBank genome assembly. NCBI's taxonomy places the organism in Eukaryota, Viridiplantae, Streptophyta, Magnoliopsida, Poales, Poaceae.
AUGAAGAGAAGAGGAGGGAGGGUGCCGGCCUCCUUGUCGAUGCGCGGGCCGCAUCCGCUCCGCCAACUCCCGCGCUCGGCAUCUCCCAGCGCAACGGCAUCUCUGGAUGGGGCCGGGCCUGUCCUCUCCAGUGAUGAAGAGGAGGGGCGUCAGUGGAGGAGAAGGGAAGGGGGCCGCGGGUGGAGGAGAGGGUCAGGGAGAGCGCUGGAUCUCGGCAAAGGAAGCGACGAUGGAGGCUGCCGGACUCCCGCCGGCAGAGGAGAAGAUGAGAGGGCUGCCGGCGGCGAUGGAGAUGGGCAGCUGGGUGCUGGCCGUGGGGGUGGGGACGAGCGCGGUGGUGGGGGUGGACCGGUGGAGACUGGAGAGUGGAGACAGGCGCUGAGAAGUGGGAGGAAGGGGAUGAGAGCGAGCCAGCGAAGGGAGCAAGGCACAUGGGAGUGGCAGUGGCCAGUGGAAUAG